AUGGGAGCCGAGGUUUUGCCUGCGCCGGUAUUGGCACCAUGCGUUCCUGCUAAACGUUCAUUUGACGAGUCUGAAAUACAGUCAACUUCCACGGUGAAUAUCGGAUCAUCUCUAGGGACCCCAAAAGUCAUCCACAACCGCAAUGUCCCAGAACUACCUCGAUUACAGCCUCUGGGUGAACUCGACGCCAACCUCUACUCUUUCGGCGGUCCUGUUCAUGCUUUCCUGAACUCGUCUGAGUUGAGCCCUAUUCAAGAAGAAAAAGAAGAAAGAACCGAGGAGGGUCAACACAUUGCGAGAACUCAACCAACUACGGGAGAGCCUCAAAGUCAAGAUAUGGAACCAAUCGACCUUUCCAUCUUCUUGGUAAAUGACUCGUACCCUCCUCUCCCAGACCCUCCGGGUGCGAUAUCUUCAGUUUCAUCCACUACUCUCAGUGCCAACGACAUCAAUACGCGUGCGCCUCUAUCUGUGGGGUUUCAACUUGAAGCCAACCCCCCACAAGUGGCACAAGCUCGGCCUUCUCAACCUACUGCCCCGGCUCACGAUGAUAGUCCCGAGGAAGAAACAUCGGAUGUGGUUUCAUGGACUGAAAGUCCACACUCGGUAUUUGAAGACCUGGGCGACACCACAUCAAGCUACACAGCCUCAUUACUAUCUGACGUAAAAAACUUUACGUACGAAAAUGGAAGACGGUACCAUUCCUAUCGGGAGGGAAUGUACCUACUUCCAAACGACGAGCCAGAACAAGAUCGACAAGAUUUACUCCACCAUGUCCGAAACCUCGUUCUUCACGGCCGACUGUUCCGAGCUCCACUGUCCGACAACAUCCAACGAAUCCUGGACAUCGGCACCGGAACUGGGAUCUGGGCCAUCGACGCCGCGGAUGCCUUCCCCAGCGCCGAGGUCAUAGGGACUGAUUUAAGUCCCAUCCAGCCAUCGUGGGUCCCACCAAACUGUCGAUUUAUCGUCGACGACGCCGAAGCCGAUUGGUUGUACAGUCGAUCUCAACCUUUCGACUACAUUCAUGCCCGCGAUAUGGGUGGUGCCAUUGCCGAUUGGUCGCGGUUACUGGCGCAAAGCUUUCAACACCUACGACCGGGUGGGUGGAUUGAGUUGUGUGAAUUUGAGGUGAUGCUUAGGUCAGAUGAUGAUUCCAUUGCUAUUGCGCCGACGUUGUGCGAGUUUCUCGGCCAUUUGGUUCUGGCUAGCAUGCAGUUCAAGCGGCCCAUGAACAUUGCGGAACAUCAUCGGCGGCACUUGAUUGAGGCAGGUUUUGAAGAUGUUCGAGAUGAGGUUUACAAGGUAAGACCUUUGCCGCGGUUGUAUCUUUAUUGGCUGUUUCUUUGGGGCUACGCUGUGUUUGGUUAUUUUCUCGUUGCUGAUUUUAUCAUCAUACAGGUCCCUUCAAAUACUUGGCCCGAUAAUUCUCUCCAAAAAGAAAUCGGCAAAUACAACUUGUGCUCUCUUUUGCUAGCAGUGGAGUCAUACUCGCUGGCUCUGUUCACUCGUGUGAUGGGAUGGUCGAAUGAAGCAACCCAGGUAUUCCUGGCAGGUGUUCGUGCUGAUCUCAAGAACCCUAAUGUUCGCACGUACUGCAAUCUGCAUGUUGUCUACGGUCGGAAGCCGUCUCACCAGUAG
Penicillium soppii is the source of this 1641-nucleotide messenger RNA. RefSeq names its product class I SAM-dependent methyltransferase. The coding region runs from base 1 to 1641 and encodes 546 amino acids. The record is from RefSeq and is a predicted model, not a curated record. Gene Ontology annotation, molecular function: methyltransferase activity. Lineage: Eukaryota; Fungi; Ascomycota; Eurotiomycetes; Eurotiales; Aspergillaceae. The transcript has a single exon.